Molecule: messenger RNA, 1164 nt
Organism: Durusdinium trenchii
Lineage: Eukaryota; Dinophyceae; Suessiales; Symbiodiniaceae
Source: the annotation of a GenBank genome assembly
AUGAUCAAAGCGAAGGGACGUGAAGCUGCACUAUCAGCCGAUGAUGAUGAAGAUAGAUUGGAGGACGAUUUAGGCAUCGGAGGACAAUGGUCACUGGAAGAAAGGCAGCAAGUUGCUGCCCGUAUUGAAGCCUCGGGGACGCCCUUGGGUCUCCCAGAUGUGGCUUUCGAUGCGCCAUCCAUGGUGCAGGAUGCGUAUGAUGCAUGCAUCCAGAAAAGCGCUGGUAUCGAUUUCAUGAUGGAUGCCAUCCUACAAGCUGCAAGGCGAAUGGAUGCUGAGAAUUGGGAGCGUUUCCAGCAGAUCCCCUUGCUUCAUGUCCACCAGGAUGAUGCAGCGGUCCACAGCAACCUGUUUGCCCAGACUGAGCCCAGUUGGCGUCCAUUGCUUCAGCGGCCCAAGAAGCGGAGACAGAGCUGUGAAUUUUUGCACAUGGGGACUGCAGCCAUGACUUCUGGUCUUGCAGACUUUUUGACUAAGCUUGGUUGGUCUGGUGUUUGUGUGGGGCCAGUUAAGCCUCCACCAGGCAAUGAGGACUUGCUGAAGCACGUGAAUCUCGAUCCGGCGGCAGAGAAGGACCAGAUGCAGAUUGAUGCUCUCUUGUCCGAAACUGGCGGACUGGUUCCCAGACCUCCGACAUUUCCACUGGCCUAUGUCAACGUCGUUUUCAACGUCAAUGAGGAAGCCAACUUGUUGGACCCAAAUGAUGACGACUAUGAAGAACAGCUGGAAGCAAGGCAGAGGAAAGAAGAGAUGGAACAACAGCAGCAGAAAGAGAAGAGAACAAGUAAGGAACAGUCUCAGCAAGAAAAUUCACCUCUACCCGCUAUUCCUCCUGCCACAAUUGCAGGCUACGGUGUGGUGGGCCUUACGCGGGGUCACCGUGUGCGGCGACGUUUGCAAGCCUUGAAGAACAGCUUGGCGAUCACCUUAGGUCGGCUGGCGAAGGAUGGGACGCUGGUGGUUCUAUGGCCUGGCCUCCCUCUACACCCAGUGUUGUUCUUCAUAGCAGGUUCUCUUCGCCCGCUCUUUCAGCGUGUGCACGUCUUUAGCCCAGAAGGCUCCAAGACCUUCGAAGUGUACAUCCUCGCGGCUGGAUACAAACGUGAGAAAGCUGACAGCAAAGUGCCUGGAAUGGGUGGGCUAGAGCUCAGAAGCUUUUUUUGA